CGCGCCGGGCACCAUGGCCGCUGCGGCCGGGGACGGCGCGGCCAAGCCGCUGCAGAGUGCUAUGAAGCUAGCCAACGGCGCUAUCGAGCUGGACACCGGCAACAGGCCCCGGGAGGCAUACAUGGAAUACCUGAGGAGUAUCCACUACAUCUCCCAGGUGUUACUGGAAGAAGUGGAAAACACUAAAGAAGCUGGGGAAACUGUGCCCCCUGAUACCUCAAAGAUGCUGAAGCUAGCUGAGCAGUGUCUGGAACGGGCCCAGUCAACAGCUACAAAACUUGGGAAAACAUGUGUAAAGCCAGCUGUACCUGUGGCCUCUCCUGUCCCCUUGCCUACCACCCGACACCGCCGAGUGUGUUCAGAUGAAGGAGGGAAGCUCGCUCCUUUCCUGCCUCCUGAGAUCUUCCAGAAGCUGCAGGUGGCAGAAUCACAAAGCUCCAAGAAGGAGCUAACGCCAUUGGAGGAGGCCUCCCUGCAGAACCAGAAGCUGAGGGCCACAUAUGAGGCCCGGAUGGCCCGUCUGGAUCCUAGCCAGGCCAUGCAGAAGACAUCACUGACCCUGUCUCUGCAACGACAGAUGAUGGAGAAUCUGGUGAUUGCCAAAGCCAGAGAGGAGACACUCCAGAGGAAGAUGGAAGAGCGCCGCCUGCGGCUCCAGGAGGCUGCCAACAGGUGUGCCUCCUGUCUGUUUCAUAGGCAUGCUGGGAGGCUGGGCAGCGGCUCCCGAGUCCACAGGUCCAGCCUUGUGCCCAGCUUGUCUUCCUCCCCAGGAGGUUCUGCAGUCAGGUUGCCCUUACCCCAGAGGAGCAGGAACAGCGAUCUCUCUAUGCUGCCAUCCUGGAAUAUGAACAAGACCAUCCUUCCUGACCACCCAAUUUCGAAGCUCCUGAAGAAGCUCCAGUGUGCAGUAUACAGUGCAUUGUACCCAGUUGUGAGCCAGACUGCUGUCAGUGCUGCACCUGCCCUGGGCUGCUGCUCACUGCCCCCAGAUGCCAAUGGGCUACUGGCUCCCGGGAGCCGGCGACUUCGGUCUUCCCAGAGCCUCUACUGCAUGCUUUCCCCCUCAGAGCCCAGUGCAGCCCCAAGGCCCCUGGAUGGACCUCAUGCCACCCCCCUUACCCCUCCACUUUACCCUGGCCCCCUGGACAGAGGAGCAGACAGCAGCCCAGCAGGGCCUUCAUCACCCCUGGUAGAGGUUUCAUCCUGCCUGCCAGAUAAGGACAGCUCCUUUGAGGACCUGGAACAGUUUUUGGCUAUAUCUGAGAAGUGGGGCCAGGGCACUGGGUCACAAUCUGAGUCACAGACCACAGGAGCAAAGAGAGAACCCUUACUGGAAUGUCUGAAGAGUACAGUGAAGGAUAUACACAAUGCCAUUGAUAGGCUGCUCUCACUGACUCUUCUGGCCUUUGAAAGCCUGAAUACAGCCACCUCCAAGGACCGCUGCCUGGCAUGUAUUGAAGAGCCCUUCUUCUCCCCACUGUGGCCCCUGCUGCUGGCCCUCUACAGGAGUGUGCACCGAAGCCGGGAGGCUGCUGUGAGCAGGAGUAUGGAGCUGUACAGGAAUGCGCCACCCACAGCCCUUGGCAUCCCCACCAAGCUCCUCCCCCGUGUCCCUGAGGCUCAAGGAGCCUCCACCUACCCAUACAGCACUGCGGCCCAGGAGCUGGGGCUGCUGAUCCUGGAGAGCUGUCCCCAGAAGAAGCUGGAGUGCAUUGUGCGGACUCUGCGGGUCAUCUGCAUCUGUGCAGAAGACUAUUGCCGUGCCCAAGAAGCCAGGCCCAAAGCUGGACCCCAGCCUCAUGCUGCUGCCAUCAGUGGUGCUGAUGACCUGCUACCCAUCCUGUCCUUUGUGGUGCUGAGGAGUGGCCUCCCCCAGCUGGUAUCAGAGUGUGCAGCGCUAGAGGAAUUCACUCACGAAGGGUACCUGAUUGGAGAAGAAGGAUACUGCCUGACAUCACUGCAGAGUGCCCUGAGCUAUGUGGAGCUGCUGUCUCGAGGGGGCCUUGGCAAGUAGUGGAGGCUGGACCUCAGGGACCAAAGGAGCCACAGGAACUUUAUAUGCCCUGCACAUCCAGUCAUGGGACACUAGAGGCCAGCCUGAUGUGGCGGCACUCUUCAGCUCUUGUCCUUCUUUCUAGCUCCACAUCUCCCCUGGAAACCUAGGGUAGUGCCUCUUCUCUAGCACAGAGCUGAGUCAACUCCAUGUGUCAAGCCUGUUCUAUCCUGGCCCUGCCUCUCAGGUCCCAUAGAUGAUACCUGUAGCUGCCACUCCUUAGGGGCUCUGCAUCCCUGAUGGUCCUCCAGUAAACAUGGCUGGCCCUGGCCUGCUCUCAUGGACACUGGGCAGCCCCUAUUAGGAUAGCAACACAGAAAUGGGCAUUAGGAGCCUAUCCAAGGCUAACACAGCUGUCUGGUUUUGCACCUCUCCAAUCCUUUGGGACAGCUAAAAUUUGAGCCAGUUUCUUGUUAGAGCCAAGAACAAGAGAGCCUUCUUAACCUAGAAGACCGGGUGUAGGGAGUAUAAAGCUAGGUUGUUUAUUUAUUGGGCAGCAACUGAGCAACUGCCCCACUCACUUUUGUUGGCCCAGAUAUCUCUGCCCAUGCCUGGGAUAUGAGCAUUGCUCCUACCCAAAUCCAGGACAUUCCUACUCCAGACUUACCUUGGUGAGGGGCAAUAAACAUGCAGGACCCUGGCCAACUCCCACAGCUAUACAGCCUCUCCUGUAUCAGUGAGAACCCAAGGGUCAACACCUUGACUGUUACAUGCCCCAAGUGGCCACCAACUCAGCCUAAAAUAAAGAGGUCACUCUGA
Nannospalax galili (Upper Galilee mountains blind mole rat) is the source of this 2812-nucleotide messenger RNA. It is a transcript of the gene Vps9d1, whose product is annotated as VPS9 domain containing 1. Gene Ontology annotation, molecular function: small GTPase binding; guanyl-nucleotide exchange factor activity. Gene Ontology annotation, biological process: vesicle-mediated transport. Bases 14 to 2014 code for a protein of 666 amino acids. The transcript is spliced from 13 exons. Gene Ontology annotation, cellular component: endocytic vesicle; cytosol. Lineage: Eukaryota; Metazoa; Chordata; Mammalia; Rodentia; Spalacidae. The record is from RefSeq and is a predicted model, not a curated record.